This is a messenger RNA of Cladocopium goreaui, 1104 nucleotides long. The record is from the annotation of a GenBank genome assembly. Lineage: Eukaryota; Dinophyceae; Suessiales; Symbiodiniaceae.
AUGGCCUUAGCGCUGAUGGCCGGCGUGGGCGGCGCGGCCGCGAGCAGCGGCGCCGCUUCGUCCAGUACGAAGCCCUCUUCGGCCUCAAAGGUCAAAGGAGCUCCUCAAAAGAUGGACAGCAAAAAGGCCUUCGAGAUCCCAGGGCUGCAAGCCAGACCUUACCACGAUGACGAGUUGCAGGUGGCCUUUGAAAUCAUCGACCUGGACCGUCACGGCGAGAUCGGGGCGACCGAUCUCCGAAGGGCCUUGCAACUCUGCGGCGAACCGGAGCCCACGGACGCGGAGGUGCAGGAGAUGAUUCGGCUGAUGGACCCGGACGGUAGCGGCUCGAUCGCCUACGACGAGUUCCGGCGCUACUUUGUGGAGCCCCCACCGCUCUUCCGCAACUUCGAUCUGCAUCGCAGGGGCGGGGAAGCAGCUGAAGAGGAGGAGGUCGUCCCUGAGCUCCCUGCCCUGGACGAUGGCGACGCAACGCCCAGCGCUAUACGCCUGGAGAGUCGGAAGAAGAAAUUCACCAUCAAAGAGCAGUCUGAGGGUGACCCCCGCGCACCGUGCGUCAAAGUGUUGGCCAAGCAUGGCAUCACUCCGGAGUUCAUCCGCGACGUCUAUCAGACCUUUGUGGAGAUCGAUACCAAGGAGACGGGCUUCAUGAGCUUCGAGGCCUUUUGCAAGGUCUUCAGCCAGAAACCGUCGGAGAAGAUGCGCGAAGUCUUCGAUGCCUUCGACGCGGAACGGGAGGGUGUUGGAUCUGCGGCAGUUCGUCAUCGGGCUUUCCACGUGCUGCCUGCCAGGGUUUCCAUUCAGAGAUUGAGAAACUUGCAGAUGUACUGCAGAUGCGCGGGCUAUCAAGAAUUGCUGAAGCUUGAGAUGCUCCAUGAGCACCAGCCCUCGUUCUUCACCAUCUUUGUCUCGCACCAGUGGUUGGCAGGAGCACACCCAGACCCCAGCAGCAACCAAUUCCGGAAUCUGCAAAAGGCCUUGAGAAAGGUGCUGGACGGCACCAUCCGUCUGGAGUUGGACAUGACCUCGCAGUUCCUGGGGCAUCAGAAAACCUUGACGCUCCAGGACCGCGCUCUGCUAAAGGACGCUUAUGUGUCUUGGUGA